Peromyscus eremicus (cactus mouse) is the source of this 2116-nucleotide messenger RNA. RefSeq names its product YdjC chitooligosaccharide deacetylase homolog (gene Ydjc). The record is from RefSeq and is a predicted model, not a curated record. Bases 841 to 1812 code for a protein of 323 amino acids. Gene Ontology annotation, biological process: carbohydrate metabolic process. Lineage: Eukaryota; Metazoa; Chordata; Mammalia; Rodentia; Cricetidae. The transcript has 7 exons. Gene Ontology annotation, molecular function: deacetylase activity.
CGUUCAUUAUCUUCCCCGACACAAUGGUUGGGGGCGGGGCCCACACUGGCUCCUCCCCCACUGGGCGGGCUUUUUCUGUCAAGCCAGCUAAACCGUGCUUGGGGAUGUUUAUAGACUUGACUUUAUUCUGCCAAGGGGUCUGAGUCUGGGGCUUGCUUCUCUAAUCCUCACGGUGAAAGCCACAGCCUCCACUUAUGACACAAACACCUUCCUCAGCUCAUCGCUGGUCGCUGCACAGACUUGGACUCUAGUUGGCUUCCUUCCAGGGCUUCCUUCCCUCAGCCAGUGUGGACUAGCCAGGAUUUUCCUUCUCAAGUCUUUCUUUUUGGAAGCAGUGAAGAGUCCUGGUUCCCCACACAGAUCUAGCUUCAAUUCCUGUCCCUGUUUUUUGUUUGUUUUGCUGAUGUGACUCAGCCUCUCAACACCGCCUCCUCGUCUGUAAAUUGAGCUGAGCACCCUUCCACAAAAGCUUGUCAUUCCCAACAGAUUCACAGCCAGCCCAUCCUCCACUGCCACGUUGUCUUUCUCGUCUAACAGCUGGUACUUCUUUAGGGCAGGCAUUAAAGCUGUGAGCCCUGAUCUCUAAUGACUCCAUUCACUCCCAGCACAAUAAGUGCUUAGUAGUUCCUCUUCUCCACCUAUGGUUCUCAGGGCCGAGGGGCUCAAGGCCUCUGGCCUUUCAGAGAGCAGCCUCCCAGUGGGGCACAGUGGCCGGAUGUUGCCCGAUGGUUCAACAAUCACUAUGACUGGACACAGCAGUGUUUACGCCAGGAACUUGGCUGAAGGGUACUUUGAGGCCUCCAACCCUUACAAAGCAUCAUCAGGCGGCGUUCGGCAGCGAUGGCUUGGCCCCGCGUGCAGCUGGUUGUCACCGCUGAUGACUUUGGUUACUGCCCGAGGCGCGAUGAGGGCAUCGUGGAGGCCUUCCUGGCAGGGACUGUGACCAGCGUGUCACUGCUGGUCAACGGCACAGCCGCAGAGAGCGCGGCCGAGCUGGCCCGCAGACACAGCAUUCCCACGGGCCUCCACGCCAACCUGUCUGAGGGCCGUCCUGUGGGUCCGGCCCGCCACAACGCCUCGUCGCUCCUCAGCCCAGAAGGCUUCUUCCUCGGGAAGAUGGGAUUUCGGGAGGCCUUAGCGGCUGGAGACGUUGCUUUGCCCCAGGUGCGGGAGGAACUAGAAGCUCAGCUCAGCCGCUUCCGGGAGUUGUUGGGCAGGUCCCCCACGCACGUAGACGGGCACCAGCACGUGCACGUGCUCCCAGGAGUGUGUCAGGUGUUCGCCGAGGCUCUGCAGGCGUUCGGGGUGCGCUUCACACGGCUGCCAGUAGAAUGCGGCGUGGGCAGCUGCUCGUGGCUGGAAGCACCAGCGCGUGCCUUCGCCUGCACUGUGGAGCGCGAUGCCCGGGCUGCCAUGGGCCCCUUCUCCCGCCACGGCCUGCGGUGGACCGACGCCUUUGUGGGCCUGAGCACUUGUGGCCGCCACAUGUCUGCUCACCGAGUCUUGGCGUCACUGGCACGGGCCCUCGAAGAUAUCCCUGCUGGCCGUGCCCUGACUGCCGAACUGAUGGCACACCCAGGAUACCCCAGUGUGCCUCCAGCAGGGGGCUGCGGUGAGGGCCCCGACGCUUUCUCUUGUUCUUGGGAGCGGCUGCAUGAGCUGCACGUCCUCACUGCACCCACCUUGCGGGCUCGGCUGGCCCAGAAUGGUGUGCAGCUCUGCGCCCUAGACGACCUGGAUUCCAAAAGGCCCGGGGAAGGGGUCCCCUGUGAGGCAACUCUUGAGCCCUUCCUGGAGCCUUCCCUACCCUGACACCAAAGGCUAGCUACGAACUGCCUCUCACUGUGGAGGAAGGCCAGGGCUAAAGCUCUGGUUCAGCGUGGAACCAGGCCUUGGAGCAGGGUCUGGUUUCUUAGAAUGACAAGUCACUAACCCAGGUCCUCGCCGCUGAGCAGUACUGGGCAGCCUUGCCUGCUGCAGGCAGGGCUGGUCUGUGAGUGACAUCUGGAUUUAAGGCCUGCCUGAGCAUUUGGUGCCAAUUCAUGUUGCAGUUAAAACCACCUGUUUAGUGGAGCAGUGGAGAGAGGUUGGUGUGAAUAAAAUAAUGUCUUUCAGA